Molecule: messenger RNA, 345 nt
Organism: Nicotiana tabacum (common tobacco)
Lineage: Eukaryota; Viridiplantae; Streptophyta; Magnoliopsida; Solanales; Solanaceae
Source: RefSeq, a predicted model, not a curated record
UGGCUUUCNUUCCUUGGGCAUAUCGUUUCCGAUGAAGGUAUUAAGGUAGAUGGUCAGAAAAUUGAAGCAAUACAAAAUUGGCCUAGACCCACAAAUCCUACGGAAGUUCGUAGUUUCUUGGGAUUAGCUGGUUAUUAUCGGAGAUUUGUUGAGAACUUCUCUUCUAUUGCUGCUCCCAUGACAAAAUUGACACACAAAGCCAUUAAGUUCCAAUGGUCUGAUGCAUGUGAAAAGAGCUUUCAUGAGUUGAAGAAACGCUUAACAUCGGCACCUGUUCUAGCACUUCCUGAGGGAUCUGAAGGUUAUAUUAUGAUGCAUCCAGGGUGGGAUUGGGAUGUGUUCUAA